This is a messenger RNA of Chelonus insularis, 2531 nucleotides long. RefSeq lists its product as uncharacterized. Bases 409 to 2139 code for a protein of 576 amino acids. Gene Ontology annotation, cellular component: cytoplasm; plasma membrane. Lineage: Eukaryota; Metazoa; Arthropoda; Insecta; Hymenoptera; Braconidae. The transcript has 4 exons. The record is from RefSeq and is a predicted model, not a curated record.
CGUCAACAAAUUGAAAAAAAUCAUAUUAAAAAGUAUAUAAAAAAAAUAAUACAUAUAAUUUUGACAAGGGUGAUUAAGUAAUUAAAUUAUUAGUUUACUUGCUCUAAUUGCUUAUCGUCUACAUAUUCUAAUAAAAAGUGAUUGUACUUUGUAAAGAAUAACAACUACACACAUUCUUGAAUAUCUUUUUAAAAUGACUCCAUUUUCUUAAUAAUUAAUGAGUUAAAGCAUAAAUAGUAAGUGUAGGUCUUAUCAGUGGUAUGACUAGAAAAUCGAGUUAUGGAGUCAAUUAUUUUUACAUAAAUCUACAUAAAACUAAUUGUACUGAAGUUUCAGUUUUGUCAUGAGACUCAAUUGGACGAUAAAAAAAGGUGAUAACGUUUCUGACAAUUUUUCUAAAUCUUCAAAAUGCUCCAGGCUGUGCGUUUGUUGACAGAAUUAGCAAGACCUGUAGAUUAUCGUCGAGAAAGUGAGCCAACAAUGGAUCGACAAACUUCACUCGGAGAAAAUACAAUAAUGUUCCGUGAAAUUUACAAAAAUGGCUGGCUACGUAAAACAGCUAAGUCUGAAAAAGAAGCUAGCCGAUUUUGGGUAGCUUUUUGUGUUCAUAAUGAUACUGAGCCACAUUUAGAAGGCUUUACUGAUCAAAAACAAUCAACUACACACUCACCAGUGUGGGCGCAUUCUUUGCGAAAUAUUCAACAUCUUUCACCCACGCUAUGCGCUACUUCUCGUCAUGAUUAUGAGUUUUGUAUUAAUUUUAAUGACGAUCGAGUUCUUAGACUUGCAGCUCCGUCUUAUCAAACUAUGCUUGAGUGGGUGCAAGUUAUUACGCGCAAAUUGACAGACAUGAAAAUUCUAAGUCCUAAAGAAAAUGUUUAUUCUAAAGGGCCUGAAAGGAUUGCUACCAGAGAUCCUACUAGUCCACUUCCUCCUCCACCUUUGCCUUCUGGGUCAUCACGGCCUAUUCAACAAACUCCGUCGAGUUCCGAAGUAAGUAUUACUGAAUCACCUUCAGAAAGAGAUCAAAAUAGUCGAAAUUCUCCAACUAUAUUCACUUUUGAGGAAAUAACACGUGAAGAAAGAAGACCUAGACCCAAUCAUUUACAAAAUAUUCGAGCUAGAUCUCAUCCUACUAGUGCAUCUAAUUCCACUGGAACAUCUAUUCCAACUACAAGUAAUGAUAGCGGUGAUUUAAGUUACGAUAAUAUAUUUAUGGCAUCAUCGGCACCAUUAAUUCCAUCAGUUAAUCCGUCAAACUGUCCACCGGUUGUUGAACAAAAUCAAAAUCAAUCGGAAAGAGGAUCUAGUCAGCCAGUUGUUGAGCCUUCUUUUGAACAAUAUGCAGCUUUAAUAGAAUGUAGAAGUUCUGACACACCUGAACUAAGUCAUCAAAGUCGACCAAGUCAAUCAAUAACUCCAAGAUCAAGUCAAAGUGGUCAAAACCACUCAUCUGGAGUUUCUAGUACAACAAACGUUAUUAAUACUCCAAAAUUAUUAACAUUAAGAGAGAAACAGGUAGCUCAAUUAAAAAGAGAAAUGAAUCACAGAGCUGGAGUGAGAUUGCAGCUUGGAAGGAGAGAUUGUAAAGACGGAAUUGCUUUUGUUGACUCAUUCGGAUCAAUUUGGGUAGCUGGAUGGAAAUAUAAAGAGCAUCCUUUACUUUACAAUGUCCUUCAUGUUGGAGAUAUGGUUUUAAGUGUAGCUGGAGUUAAACCAGUUAAUGCAGCAGCUAUUCGUGAUAUUCUCAAAGGCAUCACCACGCCAAGAAUUGAAGUUAUCGUACGACGUUUACCUUACGCCAAAGCAAUGAUUUUGACAAAACGUACAGAAAGUGAAGAUUUUGGAUUAGAAGUCAAUGGCAAUGAAUUAUCAGGUGUUUAUGGUGCUGCUUUAAAUGCAGGAUUACCUCCUUUAGCAGAAGCAAUGGAUCCAACAGCGCCGAUUGGUUCAUCGACCACGUGGACUCUGACAGAAAUGAAUGGAAGGCCUUUAAAUAUGUUUGACAGCUGUGCGAGUGAACGACUUCGCGCCAUCGGUCGCGAUAUAUCAAUAGUUGUCCAACCAACAGACUUAAUAGCUUCAUUGCGCAACAAAUUACGAGCAAUGCGUAAUUAUAAGAAUUUUAUUCUUCAGUGAUAUUAAUUACACAAUUUUCUUUCUUUUUUUCGUGUAGAAAUUUAAAAAAAAUAUUCAUUUUAUUUUAUUUGGAACUUUUCUCCAACUUUAGUAAUGCGAAAUCAUUUCAUAAAAUAAAAAUAAGAUUCUUCAGUGUUUUAUAUUAAUAUGGUCACUAAUAUUUAGGAGUAGAUGAUAAUGUAUAAAAAAAGCGUAUCCUGUGAUAAUUUAUACGAACUUACAUUGACAUAUUUGUAAACAUAUUUGUCCAAGUUCUUUUUAUUAAUUUUUUAUUAUAUUAAUAUAAAUUGAUUAAUAAUCCUUCACUUAUGUAAGAAUUAAUCACUCUUUAACUUUAACUAUUUGCAAUAUUUGAAAUUAUUAUUGUAAUCGUAGUCAUUUAAACCGUGAAA